Molecule: messenger RNA, 714 nt
Organism: Aaosphaeria arxii CBS 175.79
Lineage: Eukaryota; Fungi; Ascomycota; Dothideomycetes; Pleosporales
Product: DlpA domain-containing protein
Exons: 3
Coding region: 1-714 (237 amino acids)
Source: RefSeq, a predicted model, not a curated record
AUGGCUGACCCGAAGUGGAAAGAGCUCUAUCGCUAUUCAGCGUGUGACCUUGCAGAUGCACUCCUGAAACUUAACGUACCAGGAGCAGGAUUUCUAGCAGAUAUUGUUGCAAUACCCCAAGCCGGUCCAGAACUUAAAGACAUGCGCCGAAAGGUCGUAGCACCAGCAUCCACUUUCCUCAUGGUCCCCAAAGCGUCUGGAUCAUUCCCCAAUCCUGCCGCGAUUCCAGAGGACACCCCGCCAUCGAACCUAAAGGACGCUACUCCGUACUCUGAUCUUACCUCAUGGGGUACUAUCGUUGUGAUAUCACAGCCUCCGGGCCAAUCAUGCGCAGUCGUGGGAGGAAUAAUGGCUGCCCGUAUGAAAUAUCUACAAGCUCGUGGCAUCGUGGUCGAUGGGCGCGUUCGCGAUCUGGGUACGUUGAGGGAAUUAGGUCUGCCGGUCUGGUCGCGCGGGACCUCGAUCAUUGGAGCAGGGGCGGAGACGAAGUUUCAUGCUAAAGAAGUGCCUGUUAAGAUUGGUAAUGUCACGGUAGAACCUGGAGAUAUAAUCAUGGUUGAUUAUGAGGAAAACGGUGCGGUUGUAGUUCCUAGCGGAAAGGUCGAUGAUGUGCUGCAAUUGCUGCCAAAGCUAGUGGGGGCAGAUGAGAAGGUGAUCAAGGAUGUAGAGAGGGGUGUCAGUGUCAAAGAGGCAUUCUCCAAACACAGAGGAUAG